GUUUGGCCCUGGCAGGGAGACUGUGCUGGGGAGAGAGCCGCCAGACAUGGAGCAUGUGGAGGGGGUCAAGUGGAUGAAGAUGAGACGCCAUAAACUCUUUCUCACUCUCUGCAUGGCUGGUCUCUGCCUCAUCUCCUUCUUGCACUUCCUCAAGGCCCUUUCCUAUGUCACCUUCCCCAGGGAGCUGGCUUCGCUUAGUCCCAACCUCGUCUCCAGCUUCUUCUGGAACAAUGCCCCCGUCACGCCUCAGGUCAGCCCUGAGCCAGGGGGUGCAGAGUUCCUCCGCACACCCCUGUACUCCCACUCCCCUUUGCUCCAGCCCCUGUCUCCCAGCAGAGCCAGCGAAGAGCUGCACAAGGUUGAGUUCGUGCUGCCAGAAGACUCAACGGAGUACUUUGUCCGUACCAAAGCCGGUGGCAUUUGCUUUAAGCCAGGCACCAAGGUGUUGGAGAAGCCCCCCGCGGGAGGUCGACAGGAGGAGCGAGCGGAUGGCGCGGCCUCGGGGCGGCCGGCUCGGAAGCCGCUGAGCGCCAGCGGAACCAAGCGGCGCAAGUGGGUGGAAUGUGUGUGUCUGCCGGGCUGGCACGGCCCCAGCUGCGGGGUCCCCACCGUGGUCCAGUACUCCAACCUACCCACCAAGGACCGCCUCGUGCCACGGGAGAUUCCCCGGCGGGUCAUCAACGCCAUCAACGUCAACCACGAGUUUGACCUGCUGGAUGUCCGCUUUCAUGAGCUGGGAGACGUGGUGGACGCUUUUGUGGUGUGCGAGUCCAACUUCACAGCCUACGGAGAGCCGCGGCCCCUCAAGUUCCGCGAGAUGCUCCUCAACGGCUCCUUCGACUACAUCCGCCACAAGGUGCUCUACGUUUUCCUGGACCACUUCCCCCCCGGCGGCCGCCAGGAUGGCUGGAUUGCUGAUGAUUACCUGCGUACCUUCCUCACCCGGGAUGGCGUCUCUCGCCUCCGCAACCUGCGCCCGGAUGAUGUCUUCAUCAUCGAUGAUGCUGAUGAGAUCCCGGCCCGUGAUGGCGUGCUCUUCCUCAAGCUCUACGAUGGCUGGACGGAGCCCUUCGCCUUUCACAUGCGCAAGUCUCUGUAUGGCUUCUUCUGGAAGCAACCAGGCACCUUGGAGGUGGUCUCGGGCUGCACCAUGGGGAUGCUCCAGGCCGUCUAUGCCACCGAUGGGAUACGUUUGCGACGCCGUGAGUACUACACCAUGCCUGGGUUUCGGCAGUAUGAGAACAGCACGGGACACAUCCUGGUGCAGUGGUCGCUGGGCAGCCCCCUCCACUUUGCCGGCUGGCACUGCUCCUGGUGUUUCACCCCAGAGGGGAUCUACUUCAAACUGGUGUCAGCCCAGAACGGGGACUUUCCCCGAUGGGGUGACUACGAGGAUAAACGAGACCUCAAUUAUAUCCGGGAGCUGAUCCGGACUGGAGGCUGGUUUGAUGGUACUAUGCAGGAGUAUCCCCCUGCUGACCCCAAGGAGCAGAUGUAUGCUCCCAAGUACCUGCUCAAGAACUACCAGCGGUUCCGCUACUUGUUGGAGAACCCCUACCGAAAGCUGGAGGGUGCUGGGUGA
This is a messenger RNA of Cinclus cinclus, 1582 nucleotides long. RefSeq names its product beta-1,4-mannosyl-glycoprotein 4-beta-N-acetylglucosaminyltransferase (gene MGAT3). Gene Ontology annotation, molecular function: beta-1,4-mannosylglycoprotein 4-beta-N-acetylglucosaminyltransferase activity. Bases 47 to 1582 code for a protein of 511 amino acids. Gene Ontology annotation, biological process: protein N-linked glycosylation; N-acetylglucosamine metabolic process. The record is from RefSeq and is a predicted model, not a curated record. Gene Ontology annotation, cellular component: membrane. NCBI's taxonomy places the organism in Eukaryota, Metazoa, Chordata, Aves, Passeriformes, Cinclidae. The transcript is spliced from 2 exons.